Molecule: messenger RNA, 1848 nt
Organism: Peronospora farinosa
Lineage: Eukaryota; Oomycota; Peronosporomycetes; Peronosporales; Peronosporaceae
Source: the annotation of a GenBank genome assembly
AUGUCUGCAGCCGAUGGUACUAGUAACAUCAAGAAUAAGAACUCGCACUGCGGUACCUGCGGCUCCGACCUGCACACUAUUGAGAGCGUUGGGGAUCUUUUGACGUGUCCGUGUGUGGUGGGUCACAAAAUUGUCGGUGAGGUGACGUUGGCUGGCCCCGAUGUUAAGGUCGGUGACCGUGUGGGUGUGGGUGUGGGUGUCGGCGAUCUAGCGUGUUCUUGUCUGAAGAAGGACCCCUCGGUUCCAUGCAAUGAAUGUUUGAGUGACGAUCACGCGUACUGCACGCACAGGGUCUUGACCUAUAACGACAAGUACAAGAAGAACGGAGAGACGUCGCAUGGAGGUCAUCCCGACUACGUGCGUGUAGCUCACAAGGACGCUUUCAAGAUCCUGGAUAAUAUUCCAUCCGACGGUGCUGCGCCGCUGCUGUGUGCUGAUACCACUGUGCUCAUAUCGCUAAAAGAGGAUCGUGUGAAGCCUGAUAAGCGUGUGGGUGUCGAGGACAUCGGUGAUCUUGGCCACAAAUUUGCCCAUGCCAUUGGUGACGACGCUGUAAUGGCGUUCUCUAAUAUGACGAAAAAGGAGGAGAAAAUGGCUGACCUGGGUGCGACGGAGUUUGUGAUAGACAAGAACAAAAAGCAAGCUGCGACUGUGAUCGGCUUGACGGAUGUUCUCCGGUCUUCCUACGCGAAGGUGCUAACUGCUAUUGCACUGCUGGCGUGUGUAGCUGCGAGGGUGGCCACCUCAGCAUGGAUGCCACAGGAUGUCAUGCGAAGCUCUCGCGCGUUGAAGGCAGCUCAUACGCCGUUCCAGGCCAAGCGAAACUUGAGGAUUAACGCGGCAAAGAGCGAUCACACCUAUAAUUUCGGAGAGAGAGGUGUGUCUCCUGUAGUCGUUGGACAAAGGAUGGCUAUGGAAUUAUCACCAGUUGAAGCUGCUGCCCUAGAAAAAUUGUCACAAAUGCAUGCUGGCAAUGUACAUGAGGCAGCUGGUAAUAUAAUACUUGGAAAAUUUUCGCAAAGAGUCGAGGGUUUCACACACUCGGACUCAAAGAGAGACAUAUAUGACCGUUUACUCAAGCUGUUUCUAGAAAAGGUCGAUGAGGACUAUACACUGGCCAUAUUGCUCUCUGCAGAAGCUAAGAUCGAGGAAACGAAAUCCUUCGCUGAACAUCUGCAAGCUGCACAGAUCCGGUAUUGGCACCAGAAAAAGAAAUCUGCGGCAGAUGUCUUCGAUCUUUUGAGGCUCGGCACGUCAAAUGAGAAUCUAUUUGAAAACCCAUUAUUGGGCAGAUUGGUUGAUUAUAUCAAGUCAAAAACACCGAAUAAGACGAUCUCAAGUGUGUACCCAACCUUGUACUCGAUCUUGUCAAGUAAGUUCAAUGACGAAGAUCUGGUCAAGACUCUAGUCGAAGGAGCAAAAGCUGCCGGGGAAGACUCCUUUGCUCCAAAACUGCUACUAAUGCGGCUGCUGAAGGGUCAAUUCGCUGGGGAAUCCGAUGAGACGGUUAUAAAUUUUCUGGGGUCAAACAAUCAGCGCCUAUUUACCAUUUAUCAUAAAUUUUUGUUUUUUUUUGACAAUGAUUCACCAGAGGCAAGUUUAAUUAAGCUCAAGGAGAUGUUUGGCGAAUCAAAGACUGUAGAGAUGCUCUAUACGACGAAUGAGGCGAGUGACGUAGCAACGCCGGCGAAGGACAUGCUUCAAGUACAAUUUGCUGAAUGGCAGAAAGAUAUAGUGGACGAUCAAAUGGCCGAAGAAUUGCUUGAGGAUGUUCCCAAAACCGUGGCCAAGGAAAUUGUUGAUAUGUACGUCAAUCACGUGAAUAGUUUUGCGGGAUACCCUCAAUAA